This is a messenger RNA of Drosophila ananassae, 1150 nucleotides long. Its product is annotated as caltractin. Lineage: Eukaryota; Metazoa; Arthropoda; Insecta; Diptera; Drosophilidae. Gene Ontology annotation, biological process: centriole replication; mitotic cell cycle. The transcript is spliced from 2 exons. The coding region runs from base 412 to 966 and encodes 184 amino acids. Gene Ontology annotation, cellular component: centrosome; centriole. The record is from RefSeq and is a predicted model, not a curated record. Gene Ontology annotation, molecular function: calcium ion binding.
UUAUCGAAAAACGGCCAUUCUCACCUCUAGUUAAAAUAACAAAUAUGGCAACACCGCAAAAGUAAAUAAUGUAAUAAAAUGUACAUUUUUUAUAAAUUGUAAAGCGUACGAAGUUUGUAUGAAAUCACAGGACAAAAAUCGAUUAUAUUUAACUUCCUAAAUGUUGUUAAAUAAAAGUAUAAAGAGCUGUGAAAACCACUAUGCCACUACCCUACAACGACAACACAACCCUGAAAAUAUUUUUAAAUUUUUCCAAACCUAGUAUCUAUUAGAAACAAUAUUUUGUUCGUUUACAACUAGUAAACAACUACUGAAGAAACAACUACUGAAAGUGUGGCCUAGUGACGGAGAAUUAAACCUUCAGCUCAAUAUUAAAGUUACUUAAAGAAAAUAAUUCGUUAAUUUAAAAGUAUGGAGUCAACAACAGUAGCUUCCACCGUUCCCAGUGCUCCAACAGCUGCCGCGAACACUAAGCGCAACACACAGCAGGGUCGAAAAAAGUCUGGACCUAAAUUUGAAUUGUCAGAGUCACAAAAAUCUGAUAUUAAGGAAGCGUUCGACUUGUUUGAUAAUGAGUGCUCUGGAUUUAUAGAGGUAAAGGAGUUGAAGGUCGCUAUUCGAGCCCUUGGAUUUGAGCCCAAGAAAGAGGAAAUUAAGCGUAUGAUUGCUGAAAUCGAUAAGGAUGGCAGUGGACGUAUUGCCUUUAAUGACUUCUUGCACUUGAUGACCGUAAAAAUGGCUGAAAAGGAUACAAAAGAGGAAAUAUUAAAAGCCUUUCGGUUAUUUGAUGACGAUGAGACGGGAAAGAUUUCAUUUAAAAACCUUAAACGUGUGGCCCGCGAACUUGGUGAGACGUUAUCAGAUGAGGAGCUGCGCGAGAUGAUCGACGAAGCCGACCUGGAUAACGACGGCGAGGUAAACCAGGAAGAAUUUUUGCGUAUUAUGAAAAAGACUAGUUUGUAUUGAAAGUUUGAAAUAUCCUUUUCUGAAAUUACUUUGUAUACCACAGGCAGAAUUGUAUACCACAUGUAUUUAUUUUGCUUCUGUGAGCGGUUUUUAUCUUUAUGUUGCUCAUAAAGUUUUUUAUUUAUUUCCAAGAAUAAUAGUAUUUUACCUGCAAUCAAAUAAAAUAAAUAUAUAUAUAAAUGUA